AUGGCAGAGGCCAUUGGAAUUGCCGGCUCUGUCGUCGGAAUCGUUGCUUUCGGGCUGCAACUUGGCGUCACACUACAGACACACAUCGAGGCCGCCGUAGAAGCUAGCGACUGGCUUCAAGAGAUUGCGUUCGAGAUCAAUUUCACGGCGGCUGUGUUGAGUCAACUCCAAGGCAUCAUGAAGAAAGACUGCGAUGCAGCUGCCCCCAUUUUCAGUAUCGAUGGCGUUCGGGAUAUCAAGCGGCUUUCCGACAGAUGCAAGAGAAUAUACGACGUCAUUAUCAUCUUAUUGAACGAAGCUGCCGAGGGUUCUAAGAAUAAGAAAGUAAAGAGAGAAGUAUCGGCGGAUGGCCUCGAUGACUUGUCAUUGAAGCUUAACAACCAUCCAACACGGGCUCCCGGAUCACUGGAAGAGGAGCAAGCUCUCAGAGAGCUAGCCCAGGAACUGAUGAGAAAGCGAGCAAACCACGCAAAGCAGCUCAUGCAACGCCAUACUGAAAAAGCCGACAAGGCCAUGGCAGCAGCGCCCACUACUAAGCCCGAAUCAGUGGGCCCGCCACCAGGGGAAACCAUUAGUUAUUAUAGCGGCAUUAAGCAGCCGGAAGCACUGCCUCUCCUAGCGAUGACGACACAUGAUGCAGAAUCGGGAAAUCGAAAAGAGGAUGGCCUUGAUAAGCCUAUAGUUAAUCCAAGUCCACAACCAGAUGGCACAGAAGCAAUGGUAGAAAGCGACAGGCCUCAACGUCAAGACAGGAAUAUGAUCGAACACGCCGUGCACCCGCUUUCCAAUGGCUUUCAAGGCCGUGAAGCGCCAUCCACCCCUCCGCCCCCUCCCUUCUUCUACCGCCAUCCACACACAGCAAGCGACGUUGUCGCCGAGGACGAGACCAGCGGGGAUUAUUCCCCCUCUACCAGCAGUCAGGAAGACGGUGGCUCUCAAUAUGAUGAUGGAGGAUCUAUCCGUGGGAGCACCGGUGCCCCUACCAAUACCACAUCUUCAAACCUAAUCCUUCGUUUCAUCCCGAAUUGGGCCCAGGGCAUAUUCUCACGUGGCCGGCAUGAUGGCCGGGAGAAUGACAGGCUGGAGGCUUUUCUCCUUGAACUACCGGCCAGAACCGACCUCGAAUCAAAGCCGUCACUGAUGAAACUUGAAAUGGAACAAAAACUCAUCGAUGCUGCCCUUUCUGCAAUUGUGCCGCGCCGCUGGCAAAGAGGACGAUGGCAGAUGUGGGAGCAGUACAAGGCCGUCGACUCGCGCGUGCGCCACGAAAUCUACCUUGCUAUUACAUUGUCAAAGCAGUGGGACAAGCAAAGCAGAACCUGGAUAGCUAUUGAGGUCACUCAAUCGUCAGAGCUGGGCCAACCGGAGAGCGUUCACAUUGUUCUGUUCUUCCGGCUUGUCCUGUCAGACCACGAGCCACGGUCCCCGCAGCAAGUAGGCACCAUAGUGCCGCCUUCACCUACAACAGACAGCGAGUCUACAACCAACUUUGACAAGCACGAUCUAGAUGAAGAGAUAGAGGGACUUCUCGGCCCAGAGGAGAUCAUUACAGGUGAGAUUGAUACAUCUCAGCUUGACUUGGGAGAGCUACUGAAGAGAUGGACCAACACUCCGGAUGCUGGUGGAAACGGUGUGCUAUCAUCAGAGCCAGACAUAUGA
Messenger RNA from Fusarium falciforme, 1659 nucleotides. RefSeq lists its product as hypothetical. Lineage: Eukaryota; Fungi; Ascomycota; Sordariomycetes; Hypocreales; Nectriaceae. The record is from RefSeq and is a predicted model, not a curated record. The transcript has 5 exons. Bases 1 to 1659 code for a protein of 552 amino acids.